Funneliformis caledonium is the source of this 1608-nucleotide messenger RNA. The record is from the annotation of a GenBank genome assembly. Lineage: Eukaryota; Fungi; Glomeromycota; Glomeromycetes; Glomerales; Glomeraceae.
AUGCUUUCAUUAGAAAUAAUAAAUAAAAUUCUCUAUCUUGUGCUUUCAAAGACAAACAUUUACUAUGCCUUAUUCGUAACGUUUAUUUAUUUUGUAAUAAAACCAUAUAUUUCAUAUUUUAAAAACCGUAAAGAAUUAGCACCGGGACCAUUGCCAUUACCACUUAUUGGGUAUUGGAAUAUAUAUUUGUUCGGAGAUGUAGCACAAAAUCAAUAUAACCUUUCAGAAAAAUAUGGAGACAUUUGCGAUAUAGAAUUUUUUGGACAACGUUGCGUUUUAAUAAGUUCACCACAUUUACUCAAAGAAUUAUUCAGUUCAAGUGUACAUUCACAAUUUCUUAAUCGGUUGCCUUUAACUUCAGGAUUUACCGAGUUAGGGAUGGAUAAGGAAGGAUUAUUAUUUAAUACCGAUAUACCAAAAUGGAGGCAUAAUCGAAAAUUUUUUCAACAAUCUUUGUCUCCACCAUCAUUUAUGGCAUUAAGUACAAAAUAUACCGCAGAAUGUUGUAAUGAAGUAAUUGAUUAUUGGAGUAACUUUGAAGAAAAUCAAGUUGUUAGAUUGGAUGAAUGGCUUAAAGCAUUUACAAGUGACAUGAUGGGAUUAGUUGCUGCUGGCAGCAAAGAAUCUUCGAUGGAAAUUCAAUUUAUGAAAUCAACCAACCAAAUCAUCAAAGAAACGAGUCUUGAAGAAGAAAAAGAUCGUGGUGAACUUUAUAGAAGAUUAAGAUGUGAAUAUAAUGACGCAUUAGCAUUUUACACUUUUGUCCCGAAACUUCUUUGGAAACUUCCCUUUAUAAGGAGCGUUGUUAAACGUCAUAAUUAUAUUUUAAAUUAUUUAACUGAAUUCGAAAUUCAAUUUAUUAAAGAACGUAAACAAAAAAUUGAAAAUGAAAAGGAAGCCAAGGUUAAUAGUAAUGAUAAUAGAGUUAGACCGGAUUUUCUUACAAUGUUAAUCACAGAAAAUGAUGAGCCCUCUCCCGAAGAUAUUAAACAAAGUAUUCGAGAAAUGUUUGCUGCGGGAACUGGUACCACGAGUUCAACUUUUUGUUCAAUCGUAUACUUGUUGACGAAGCAUCCCGAAGUUGAAAAACGAAUGGUAGAAGAAAUCUUGAGCGUAAUUGGACCGGAUAAUCAAAUUAGUUCAUCAGAUUUAUCAAAAUUACCCUAUACUGAAGCGAUAAUAAACGAAACGAUGCGAAUCUAUCCCGUAAUUCCCAUAACUCAUCGUUAUUCACCAGAAAAAGAUGCUCAAAUUGGAGGUUAUCACUUCAAAAAGGGCACUAUAUUUGGUAUCAAUUUAGGUCAUAUUCAUUUCAAUCCAAAAUAUUUUGAAAAUCCAAGGCAAUUUAAUCCUGAAAGAUUUCUUGGUAAUUGGAAAGAAAGAUAUCCUAAAUUUGCUUUUUCUCCGUUUGGUCAUGGUAUGAGAAGUUGUCCCGGUAAAAAUUUUGCUAUGGUCGCAAUCAAAGUCAUUGUGGCUACUCUAUAUAGAAAAUAUACCUUUAAAUUAGUUAAACCAAACGAACCACUUAAUUUCAAAUUCACUUUAGUUAACGAAAUAGGCAAAUUGGAGGUUUACGUUGAAAAGAGAAAGUUGGAGGGGAUUUCUUAG